Messenger RNA from Talaromyces marneffei, 1035 nucleotides. RefSeq lists its product as uncharacterized. The record is from RefSeq and is a predicted model, not a curated record. The transcript has 4 exons. Lineage: Eukaryota; Fungi; Ascomycota; Eurotiomycetes; Eurotiales; Trichocomaceae. Bases 1 to 1035 code for a protein of 344 amino acids.
AUGGCGCCGCCCGUGACAAUUGACUCUACGCCGCAGCGUGCCUUAAUCAUCGUUCCAACUGUGGUGUUGGUCUUUUCGACUCUGGCGAUUGGCUUGCGCUUUUAUGCUCACCAGAUCAAGAGACAGCGCUUUGUGGUUGACGAUGCCCUGGCCUUGGGCGGUUUGAUAUUCGCAUACGGACUUCAUAUUAAUUUGUGUAUUAGCGUGGCAUUCGGUGGUCUUGGAGUUUCCAUAACCACCCUUGAAGUGUCGAAUAUAGUGGUAUACGCCAAGACCAUCAUCGCCGGCGGCGCCCUCUACGGAACUGCAGUAACCCUCCUCCAAGUCUCGAUUCUUUUCCUCUAUGUGCGCCUCUUCAGCAUCGUCCGCUGGCAUGUUGUCGCGUGCUACGUCGUUAUGGGCUUCUGCGUCGCAUGGUGGAUAGCCUUCUUUGGGGGCACCAUGGGCGACUGUGUGCCGCUGCAAAAGCUCUGGACUCCGACCGAGCAUGGGACAUGCAUUGAUCAGAACAAGGCCUGCGGAGCUACGGGAAUUGCUCAUAUCAUUCUAGACCUGAUCAUCCUCAUUCUACCGUUGCCCAUUAUCUGGAAUAUGAAGAUUGAUAUGACGCGCAAGUUUUUUGUUUCGGUGAUUUUCAGCAUUGGUAUAUUUGCCACCGUCUGCUCCAUCCUACGCAUCAGCUGCAUCGUCUCCCUGAUCAAGAUCGACAGCUCCGAUCCCACCGCGUCAACCUGGAUGAGCUACCUUUUCGAAUCCCUCGAAGUCUCCAUGGGCGUCAUUUGCGUAUGCAGCAGCUCGGUGCCCGUCGUAUACUCGCGAGUCAGCCCCAGACUUGGAUCGUACGCGCGUAACCUUUUGAGCUCGCUUCGUGGACGGUCACGCUUUACCACCAAUCAUAGUCAAUCGAGUACUGGUGGUGAGGAGUUGGGUUAUAUCGGUGCGGGCGCUUCCAAUGCAAAUACUGUGCCGUCGAAGCAGGGGACUACUAAUGAUGACAUUGCCCUCGCUGAUACGACUCCUCGGGCCGCCGUUUAA